GUUCGUGUUGACUGCGAGAGAAUAUUGAUAAAGCAAGUCGCGUCAACGCGGAUCAAACGAUGAACACCGAAAUAUUAAUUUUAAUCGUCGCUGUCGCUUGGAGUGUCAGCGUAGAGGCAAUUGGUUCAGGAAAUUACAUAUCUAUAACUGAGGCACCUUAUUACGUAGCUAUCGACGACAAGUGGUAUAAGUACACGCAAGAGACAAAUUACUGCGGCGGAUCUAUUCUGUCGGAGCACUGGGUGAUAACAGCGGCCCAUUGCGCUGACCACUUCCAGAGAGUGCCGAUGAGGGCUCGAACUGGCGGUACAACGCAGCUGGGCCACGGGGAAUAUCACGAGGUCGAAAAGGUCGUCGUCCAUCCCGAUUACGAGGACAGCUUCGUCGCCGAGCUGGACACCGCGAUCGGUCACAACGACAUCGCUUUACUGAAGUUGCGCGCGCCGAUCUCGUUCAGCACCUACCAGCAGCCAAUACAAUUAAGCAGCAAGCCGCCGGCCAUCAACGACACCGUUAGCCUCGUGGGCCUCGGCAUAGAAGGACAAAGCGCCGACUCUGCGUCUCUGAAGGAAACUCAAAUGAGGGUGGGCACACUCGACGAUCUGGAUCCAAAGUGGAUACCCACCUUCGUCGUCACGACGGACGAGCAUUCGGCAGCUUGCGCCGGCGACUCCGGCGGUCCCGUUGUCGGCGACGACAACGAGCUUGUUGGCAUUCUGGUGAUGGCGUCUGGAUGCAGAGACUGGUGGCGGCGCUCGGUCGAGCAGUUCAAUUUCGUUACGCCCGUUUACGUGUACUACGAUUGGAUUGUCGAGCACACCGGACUCGGCUACGCGACUUCAGGAGGUUCACCGCGCUCGUAACUCCAAUGCAGAGCUAGCCGCGAAAAUGUACACGCCGAUGCCGCGAGAGUGUGCCUUGUCUUUGGAGCGACGCAGUCGAUUUCGAUGACAAGAAUAAAUUACAGUUGAGG
Phymastichus coffea is the source of this 973-nucleotide messenger RNA. Its product is annotated as trypsin-4-like. Gene Ontology annotation, molecular function: serine-type endopeptidase activity. Bases 60 to 863 code for a protein of 267 amino acids. The transcript has 6 exons. The record is from RefSeq and is a predicted model, not a curated record. Gene Ontology annotation, biological process: proteolysis. Lineage: Eukaryota; Metazoa; Arthropoda; Insecta; Hymenoptera; Eulophidae.